Molecule: messenger RNA, 2490 nt
Organism: Aspergillus puulaauensis
Lineage: Eukaryota; Fungi; Ascomycota; Eurotiomycetes; Eurotiales; Aspergillaceae
Exons: 1
Coding region: 1-2490 (829 amino acids)
Source: RefSeq, a predicted model, not a curated record
AUGGACGGCUCUGAGCCAUAUCAGGGCCCUCUUACACGCCCUCGAACGAGUGACACCGGGGCCGCGGUGCUGGGCAGCGAUGGUGAAGACAAAGACCACAUCGGCCAUGACGCAGAAAGACCCCCCAGCUCACCCUCAUCGUUCUCGGAUUCGGAUUCGGAUUCGCACACCUCUUGGCUCACCCAAGCAUCGCUUCAGCCUCUCCGUGUCGUAGUUGCGCCAUUUGUGGAGCCGCCAGCAUCUGAAGAGCACGCUGAGUGGCAUAAGCUCCGAAGUUUUCUCUAUCUACUGCGCUUCGGGUCAAGAGAAUCGCCGCAUCGGGUUCCGGCGGUGGUAGAGGCACUCGAUCGAACGCAGGCAUCUGUUCUGGAUCUGCUGGCAGAAUGGUGGAGUGGACGACCGUAUGACACUGCACUGCCUGCGAUCAAACGACAUCAGUUUCUAUUGGCCCUCAGUGCGUCCGACAGGGAGACAUUCUGCUUCCACUUUAACGAGCUGAAGGAUCUAUGCUUUGAGAGGGAUUUGGUCUACUUGAAUGACGCGGGCAGAAUGCGACAACUGUCCUACAAUGGGGACAGCUGUAACUGCAAGCAAUCUAUACAAUUCCUCGAAAGGAGUAAAGAAGACAUGCUUGAAUCGACGGGGGCCUCGUAUCACAAAACGAUGUUCAGCCUUUACUAUAUCGAAUUCGACCCCUCCGCACAAUGGCAGGACCUAGACGUAGACAUCGCCACGGUUCGGGACUUUGCAAGUGGUCGAGCAGCUUUGGAACGAAUUGGGCUUCGCGCGCUGAUACAAGUCAGUUCAUUCGACAAUGCUGGCACGGCGUGUCCGCCAAACCCCAAGGUAAAAGACUUUCUUCGGCCGCUUCCCAGCAUCCUCAAUCCUUGUCACUGGUUGAGCUCCGACGAACCUGUCGGCCUGCCCUAUUAUCUAUGGGAUAUCGAGCUCCGUCGUACAGUGGAGACUGCAGGCCUUCGCGGACCGGAUAUUCGAUACGCUAUAAUAAGCCACACGUGGGGACGACUGAGGGAAGGGUGUGCCACGGAAAGUGUGCGCGGCGUUCCAUGGCAGGUUCCCAAGUUGACUAGUUACGAUGUUAAGCAGCUUCCUGAGCUGAUCAUGGACGCCGGUUUUGCAGAGCCAUAUCUGUGGUUGGAUCUCUUCUGCAUACCCCAAGAGAUGUCUGUUGACUGGCAAGCACGCAUUUGUAAGGCUGAAUUACCAAGGCAGCUGGCUAUUUUCAGGAACUCGAGCGCCGCGGCCAUAUGGAUGAACGACGUUGCCAGUUGGGACAAUACCGCGGAGGCUGCUGCUUGGCUGGGGCUGAGAUUCUUAAAGCGUUCCUACGAAGACAGUUCGGUUAUAUAUCAAGAUCUCUGCGAGGCAUACGAUGCGCUUGAGACUGCCACGCAAUCAGCAUCAUCCCGUUGUGACCUCAUGGACAGGACUGAGCCUGUGGAAGAGGUCGCACAGAGAACGAUGGCGCCUGCAUGGUUUACCUCGUUGUGGACCCUUCAGGAAAUCAUUAUUCGCCCCGAUAUGAUCUUGUUGGAUAAGCAGUGGCGGCCUCUAACAGUCGGUAAUGAGCUGCUCAUUACCUUCGACAGCCUCAUAACACUCCUUAACGAGCUAUCCGACAUCCAAGACGCCCCAACUGGGGUGGCGACGCUGAUAUCAGGAUAUGAAGACCACCAAAUGCACCUCCUUGCCAGAAACAGUCGACUUGACUGUCUCAUAUUGGGCGUGCAUCGCCAAUCCACAAGCCCCAGGGCGCCAGCAGUCAUGUCCGCGCUGGGGGCAACCAGCUGGUUCCGCGGGCAGACUCUUCGACAGUUCCAAUCGCCGGAGGACGCUGAUCGUCUAGUUCUCGGUCUCUACCCACUCGACUUUGUUCAGGAAGUCCGCAAACUCGUGGGUGCGCCAUUCUUCUCCUGCUCCAACACGGUCGCCACUUUAGUUAUUGAUGAGGAUACGGCAGAACCAGCACCCGGCUAUCCACUCAGGGGCACGAUGCUCCCAUUCAUGCCUAUACCUUCCGGCCUUCUCAAAUCCUAUGUGCAUCCCCACAAGGAUCAUGUUGGCGACUUUCAUGACCCGACUGUACGCCGCUGGCGGGUUCAGCUCGACGGGAGCGUCUUCCUGCCCAGGGUAGCGGUCAUUGCAUCUAAUACAAUGGUGCUCAAGACACCCUUCCAGGCGAAGUGUUGGAUGGAGAGCAAUGAUCCAGAGGAUACCACCUCCAGGCACACUGUGUCCCGCACAUUCCCACUGCAGGAGUGGAUAUGCAAGUUCAGUGGCGAAGCUCAUGCCAUAUGCACUGUGUUUCACUACGAGCGAAUGGCCGGAAUUAUUCUGCAUCGUGUAAAAGAUAGCGAGGCAUUCGUCAAGGCCGGGACAUUCGACCAUGACUGGGCUGGGCGGGACGAUCACGCUAAGAUAGCACUGCCAUUUAGGACGGUUUGUGAUGUUGGCUGGCAUGUUUUGUAA